Sphaerodactylus townsendi is the source of this 3301-nucleotide messenger RNA. RefSeq names its product aldehyde dehydrogenase 4 family member A1 (gene ALDH4A1). The transcript has 15 exons. Bases 75 to 1748 code for a protein of 557 amino acids. The record is from RefSeq and is a predicted model, not a curated record. NCBI's taxonomy places the organism in Eukaryota, Metazoa, Chordata, Lepidosauria, Squamata, Sphaerodactylidae. Gene Ontology annotation, molecular function: L-glutamate gamma-semialdehyde dehydrogenase (NAD+) activity.
GUUGCGGGGCUCCUUUCCCCGGCGUGCGCGGAGCCCCGGAGAGGGAUUCCCUGUUGCGCCUCCGGACCGGGACGAUGCUGCUGCGGCCCCUCCUGCAGAGAGCCCUGCCCAGGGUGGGGCUGCGAUGGCAACACCGUGUGUCUGUGGAGGUGGCCAACGAACCUAUCUUGGAGUUCAGGCCGGGGAGCCCCGAGCGACUGGCUCUCCAGAAGGCCCUGAACGACUUGAAAGACAAGACCGAAGCCAUCCCCUGUGUCGUGGGGGGUGAAGAGGUUUGGACGACGGACGUGCGGUAUCAAGUGUCGCCUUUUAAGCAUUCACACAAAGUGGCCAAGUACUGCUAUGCGGAUAAGGACUUGCUGAACAAAGCCAUCAAUGCCGCAGUGGCCUCACGGAAGGAGUGGGACCUUCGGCCCAUCCAAGACCGGGCCCAGAUUUUUUUCAAAGCAGCUGACAUGUUGAGUGGGCCCAGGAGGGCGGAAGUGCUGGCGAAGACCAUGAUCGGGCAGGGCAAAACGGUCGUUCAGGCGGAGAUCGAUGCGGCUGCUGAACUGAUCGACUUCUUCCGCUUCCAUGCCAAGUAUGCCAUAGAGCUGGAGCAGGAGCAGCCCCUCAGCGUGCCCCCCAGCACCAACAGCAUGGUGUAUCGGGGGCUGGAGGGUUUCGUUGCUGCCGUCUCUCCCUUUAAUUUCACUGCCAUCGGAGGAAACCUGGCAGGGGCUCCGGCUUUGAUGGGUAACGUGGUUCUCUGGAAACCCAGUGACACGGCGAUCCUGUCGAGCUACGCCAUUUACAAGCUCCUCUUGGAAGCCGGCCUCCCUCCCAACAUUAUUCAGUUUGUCCCAGCCGAUGGCCCUGUUUUCGGAGACACAGUGACGGCCUCGGAGCACUUCUGUGGGCUCAACUUCACCGGCAGUGUCCCAACCUUCAAGCACCUCUGGAAACAGGUCUCUGAAAAUCUGGACCGAUACCGUACGUUCCCACGGCUGGCUGGAGAAUGUGGCGGGAAGAACUUCCAUUUUGUGCACGCCUCGGCCGAUGUGCCCAGUGUGGUGAGCGGGACGCUGCGCUCCGCCUUCGAGUACGGCGGCCAGAAGUGCUCAGCCUGUUCUCGCCUUUACGCCCCCGAUUCUCUGUGGCCCCGCAUCAAAGGCAUGCUCCUGGAGGAACACCAGAAGAUCAAAGUGGGAGACCCCGUAGAAGAUUUUGAAACGUUUUUUUCUGCUGUGAUCGACCAGAAGUCUUUCAAGCGCGUCCAGAAGUGGAUCAAACAUGCCGAGACUUCCCCCAAGCUCCACGUCCUUGCUGGGGGUAAAUGCGACGACACCGUUGGGUAUUUUGUCCAGCCGUGCAUAAUUGAAACCCAGGAUCCGAAAGAUCCCAUCAUGCAGGAGGAAAUCUUUGGCCCUGUCCUGACAGUCUAUGUGUACCCAGAGAAGCAAUACCAGGACGUCCUCCGGCUAAUAGACAACACUUCUCCCUACAGCCUCACGGGGGCAGUCUUUGCCCAGGAUAAAGCUGUGAUUGCUGAAGCAAGGAAAAUUCUCCACAAUGCAGCGGGCAAUUUCUACAUCAAUGACAAGUCGACCGGCUCAGUGGUAGCCCAGCAGCCCUUCGGGGGUGCUCGUGUCUCAGGAACCAACGACAAGCCUGGGAGCCGUCUCUAUGUGUUGCGCUGGACAUCUCCCCUGGCCAUCAAGGAGACUCACGUGCCCUUGGGGGACUGGAAGUACCCAUAUAUGCAGUGAGGCCCCCUCCCCAGUGCCUUUCUGGCAAAUGCCACGGCUGUAUUACUGGCGCGAUUGCCAACCUGUUACAGGCUUCACCGUAGCCCAUUUCUGAAGAUGCACAGUAGGAUGUAUAAGCUGCAUCUCUUCCCCAAUCCCCAGCAUCACUUCAGACACCAGGUCCUCACUUGGAGAGUCUUUCGACUAAUGGUAACAAAACUGAUUUGUCCUACCACCCCAGAUGUUUACAUUGCGUCCAUUGUUACUGAAGAGGUCCGGAUGAAUUUCUGAAUCAAGCCAAAUGAACUACUGUUGAGGCAGAUCUGAGUUCCUAAAAUGCUUGACCCCUCUUUUGCUCAUCCUAAAUGGUGCACCCCCAAUUUGGGGAUUGGUUCUCCAGCAAACAGGACUCAGCAAAAUUGGGUUUGCCUGCUCACCCCAAGCUGGCUCCCUGCAAACAUCAAAUGUGCCGAUGGAAGGAAUAGGCUGUAACUGCUUCGAAGAACCAUCAAGAACUGGAAAUAAUGUUAAGAGAAUCACAGCAGUUCAUAGCAGGAAAGAAGGCCAAGCUGAAAUCUCAUGAGUUUCUGGGUGGGGCUGUCUCCAAAAUAGCACUCUUUCCCUAUUGGUCAAUACAGGGUGUUUCUCUUUGGCUCUGAGCAAGACAGCUCUUUCCUUAAGCAAAAAAGGGAUGGAUGUUGCGGGCUCAGGCAUGGUUGGAUAAUGUUUUAAUAAGGGAGGUAGUCCAGCGGUUUUAUUGGCCUGCGUUUUGGCUUCAGCACUUUAAAACUAGCAAAAGUGUGUGUUGAAAAUUUGAUACCAGUUUUAAAGAUUGGAUAAGAAACACAGGCAUAGUUUCAAACACUGAGGCUGUUCGCCUACGUCAAGACUACUGGUUAAAAUGCAGUGCUGAAAUGGAUUGUGUGUCCUCCACGUGCGCAUGGUGCUAAGCUGCUAGUGGCCAUGGAAAUGAAGUUGGAGCCACCAAAUCCUCAGAGUCCACGGAGUGACCUUGGCUUGAAGGCCUCAAACUCCUUUUCCUACAGUUUGAAGCUGGGAGCUUUCCUGUCUCUCAGACGUGUUAAACUGCUCAUCUGGUGCCUUCUGCUUGCACAGCCGUUCUCUUGCUCUUGGGAUGGCUGUGUGGGUACCAGCGAGGCCCUGCCCUGCCCUGCCCAGAAGGGUAGAAACCUCAAACCUCCGAGAAGAACGGUCCUCUAGACCUUUUAUUGCACAAACCGGAGCUUUGGCAUCUCUGCAAAGUGCCCUUUUGUGUCAGUUUUAUCCCGGCUCAGGACGUUCUGUGGCUGCUGUGUCAAGCGGAAAGUGUCAACACUAGGUUUACUUCGUGGGCUGGGGGCACAACUUCCCGUUCCUUUGAUCAGCCAACUCCCAGGUUACAUAGAAGUAAAACUGAUUCCCUUUGGGCCUGUUACAUAGUAAGUAUGUUUUUACCAGCUUCUCCCUGGGAGAACGUCUACUAGGUGGAUGCAGAAGGAUGUUGCUUGCGACAGGCUGUUUGUGCUCCUUCGGUCUCUACUGCUAAUAAAGGAUUUGAAAAAUAAUACUCCGAA